Molecule: messenger RNA, 2997 nt
Organism: Hymenoscyphus albidus
Lineage: Eukaryota; Fungi; Ascomycota; Leotiomycetes; Helotiales; Helotiaceae
Source: the annotation of a GenBank genome assembly
CUUUUUGCGCGGUUAGUAAAUGAUUUUCUCUUUUCCGUCACAGUCAGCAACAGGAGAACGCCGCCUGGACGCCCGCCCGAGGUCGAACGCAAACAGGCAACGCAGCGGCAAGCUGGCUGCGCCCGGAUAACUGGAUACAGUAACAUAACCACGGCACUGGACAAAAAUAACGUUGGGUCUCCUAGUGCUGCAACGCAACAAACUCUUGUUUAUUCACUGCGCAAUUCUCAUGGCGUAAGAUCGGGGUUUCUUUCGGCUUUUUGUGAUUCAUGGCGAAAUACAAAAACGCCUCCGAAUAUACAGAUACAACACUCUGGCCAAACUGGGUACUGCAAGUACGAAUAUCUCGACAACUAACCUUCGGAUAGUUAUCAGAGAUCCGGAAUAUUCGCUGCCACACUGCCAAGCUUCCACGUUGUAUCCCACAUCUCACCUUGGCACGGCUGGUGAGAUGGAGGCCCCUCUAUCUACCAGCUCUCCCGGACCCUCCGUCACAACCCUCAAUCAUACUCGUCCGCUUUCCGCGAUAGACAUCUACCCCAAAUCGCAUACGUCCAAGGCACAAUCGGUGUCUACGAAUUUUUCGGCGAGAUCCUCGCACCAGGAAUACCUCGAUAGUCUGGAAUUGCCGUCGCAUGAGAUGGUGGAGAAGAUUAGUAAGGUCCAGGAACACAAGGAGGAGGAGGUGCUGAAGAAGAACUUGAAGGCUGAGCAGCCGGAGCUUAGUGAGGAUGAGAGGACGCGGGCGGCUGGUCUUAUUCAGAGGAAUUAUAGGGGACAUAGGGAACGGAGGAUGUUGAAUGGGAUGAGUUUGGAUCCGAGUAGUCGCUGGGUGGAGGCGGUUAAGGAGGCAAGGUAUAGAAAUCUUGUGCAGCCCAGAGCGAGAGGGGAUACGAUUGCUUCGCAGGUGAACAAUGAGAGUUCCGGGUUGGGACAGCUGGGGGAGGGGACCGAUGAGGCGGCGCAGAGGCAUAGGAGGAUGAGUAGUGCUAGGCAUAAUUGGAUGAAGAUUGGGAGAAUUGCUCGGCGGGCGGGAGGUGACGAGGAUUCUGGGUCUGAAGAAAGCUCUGAUGAGGAAGAUUUGCCUGAACAUGAACGAGAAGCUCGGAGGAAACGAAGACUUGAGCAGAAGCAUGAACGACAGAAGGCUGCGAAGGUUAUGGAUCUGCAGUAUUUCCUCGAGAUGGUGGAUUUGAAACAUCGAUAUGGGAGUAAUCUAAGGACUUACCACGAAGAAUGGAAAAAAUCCGACACAACCGAGAAUUUCUUUUACUGGCUCGACUAUGGCGAGGGGAAAUUGAUUGAUAUCCAAGCUUGUCCGAGGGAAAGAUUGGAAAAGGAGCAAGUACGGUAUCUGUCCAAAGAAGAGCGAUUGCAUUACCUCGUUAAAAUCAAUAAAGAUGGAAGAUUGUGUUGGGCAAAAAACGGUGCUCUGAUAGACACGACGGAAAAGUAUAAAGACAGCAUCCAUGGCAUUGUUCACGACACAGAUGAUACACCGGCUUAUGCGCCAUUAGCAGGAGAAGCAGUACAUCACUUACAUCACUCGGCACAUUCCACGCCUCGCUUCGAUUCUCAUACAUCCACAUCUAGCUCCUCCCAAUCUUCUGAUAAUGCAUCUUCUCGCGCAACGAAAUACGCCAAUCCGGAAUUCAAUAAUGCCAAAGGUGUCAAGAAAAUCAGGCAUGUCUCUGCCGCUACAAUCUUCAACAAGUUGCUACGGGGAAGUGUGAAAAAGAAUACAUGGAUUUUUGUGGCGGACACGAGUUUUCGACUCUAUGUGGGCAUUAAACAAAGUGGCGCUUUCCAGCAUUCGAGUUUCUUGCAUGGGAGUCGGAUUUCUGCUGCUGGCUUGAUCAAAAUCAAGAAUGGCAGGUUGAGCAAAUUGAGUCCCCUGAGUGGGCAUUACAGACCACCAGGUUUGUUUUCCCUUCGCCUAAUUUUCCCCUGAAUAUUUCGCUAACACCACCUAGUCUCCAAUUUCCGCGCCUUCGUACACUCCCUUAAGGAUGCCAACGUAGACAUGUCCCACGUCUCCAUUUCGCGCUCCUACGCCGUUCUAGUUGGUCUAGAAGCCUACGUCAAAACUCGACGACGUGGCAAGAAAUUGUUGCAGAAGAUCGUGCAUCAUAAGGAUAAAAUGCUUUCUCCGGAGGGAGUGGCUAAGCGAGAAGAGCUAGAACGGGAUAAAAGUCAGAGCGCAGCGAGGGAGAAGGAGCAUCUGGCAAGGAUUCAAAGAGAAGAGGAAGAGAGUGGAGAGAGUAGAGUUGAUCGCAGACUAAUGGUUAAGCUGGGUGUGAGACCGAGGAGUUCGGGAAGUCAUCCUAGUAGUCCUCGAAGUCCUAGAUCUGAGGUUGGAUCGGGACCGGGGAGUAGAGAUGGGAAGAGUGGUGGUAGCAGCGGGGAUGGAGGGAGGAUUGAUGGGGUGCUUGCUGUGGAUGAUGUGGAUGGGAAGGGGAAAGAUAGGGAAACCCAUCCAAUCAUUCAGGGUUCUCAUCCUACUCUUCAGACUGGCGAUGAGUUUGAGAAAGGCAAAGGGAAAGGGAAGGAGCCUUUACCCGAUCCUGAUAUUCAGGCUCCUGGCCCUGGACCGGAGAACGCUAUUGCACCCGAGGGGACGAGAGAUACUUAGGUUUUCUCGAGGUGUUUGAUUAAAAGAAGGGGGGGUUAUUGUUGAUAUUUUUCUCACUCUUCUUUUUUUUUGUUGGUCGAUUUUUUUUUCCCUUUUUCUUUUUAGCGAGAUACCCCGAGAACGAUGAUGAAAGCGAUGCGCGAUGCGUUUUUGGUAUAUAUCUCUGGGCUUGGUUUUGCAUUGGUUACGGGGUAUGAGUGAUGAUAAGGGAUUGGGAUUGGGAUUAUGAUUCAAGUCGGAGGAGUCCUUUGGUAUAUAAAGAUAGGAUAGGAUAGGAUAUGAUAGGAUAAGAAUUGGUCUAAGGUUUUUCUAUACAUUUUCUGUUCCCGUUCCUUGUUCUUUGAAAUAGAGUAGAUGGUAUUGUG